Molecule: messenger RNA, 2925 nt
Organism: Athalia rosae (coleseed sawfly)
Lineage: Eukaryota; Metazoa; Arthropoda; Insecta; Hymenoptera; Athaliidae
Gene: HisCl1
Product: glycine receptor subunit alpha-4
Exons: 7
Coding region: 1046-2302 (418 amino acids)
Biological process (GO): chemical synaptic transmission; nervous system process; regulation of membrane potential
Cellular component (GO): membrane; neuron projection; synapse
Molecular function (GO): neurotransmitter receptor activity; transmembrane signaling receptor activity; extracellular ligand-gated monoatomic ion channel activity
Source: RefSeq, a predicted model, not a curated record
GGUUUAGAACUGGCGGUCUCUCGCCGGUGCUGCACCGCGACCCGCCCGCUAAUCUUCGGCCUCGUCCUCGUACCUGUCGUCUGUCGUCGUCAGUAGUAGUCCUCGUCGUCGGCCAAUCGUCGUCGUUCCGACGCGGAGAGAAAGAAAAAAAAUAAAUAAAAAAUAAAAAGAACGAACGAACAAAAUCUAAAAAAAAAAACGGUCUCAAAAAGUGACGCGCCGAAAGGAACAACGUCGGGGACUCGAGGAGGUGCGAGGACCUGUACAGAUUCCCGUGUACCCAACGCGUUUUCUCAUCUCACUUUUCAUCGGCCGGUUGUUGUUCGAUUUCGUUGUGAUCGGGUGAUUUUUGAAAGAAAAAAAAAAAAAAAAAAUUCGCGCGUGACAAUUCAGGAGUGUUCAGGAUACACCGUGACAUGAGGAACAUAAAUUUACGGAUAGGGUACGGAGUAUCGAAAAAGUUUAUUUACGAAUAAUGAUAGGAAUAACGGAGAGUAAGAAGUUCGUUAAUUUUUAAAAAAAGCAAUCUCGCAAUACAAAACACUUUGUCAGAGUAAAUGCCGAGGCGAUAUUAUGUUAGUGGAGAAAUAAUAAAGCAGAGUACGGCGAGUACGGAGGUGGCGGCUACCGGUGAAUUUUUUCGACGAGAACUCGCGGGAUUUGGGAAACCCGAGACGUAAGGCCGGAAAAACUGUAAGCUCGUUACGGCAAUUCUUCGACUAUCGUUACCUCACUCGUUCGAGUUUGUUUAUUCCAUCCAGUACGGAUGUAACGAUGUUGUAAUAUUCGGGGCGAACGGAUUCGAGAAAUGCAGGCGAACGUAGGUACGACGAGAGCGACGCGGGUCGAUUAGAUUUAAAGAAGAGACAAAAUUAAAAAAAAUCAAACACGUACUCGCGGGGGAAAGAAGAUAGAGUUGUACACGGAGAGCGGCGUAGAAGAGGAGAAAAUCCGAAGGCCCCGGGUGAAUAGCGCCGGGACAAAAUCGAAAGAACUAGGUGACGAUACCGGAAAUACGGUGGAAGUGUAUCUCGCCUUUGCAGGGAUGAGGAGACGAUCGGUGGUGGUUUUGUGUUGCUACCUUUACACCCUUUUCGACAUAGCGGCGUUGCAUUUUCCAGACCUGGAGCUCGAGGAAUACGGAAGAAAAGAGGCUUCCUUAUCUCUCAGGGAUAUUUUGCCCCUGAACCCGAAGCAGUACGACAAACACAGAGCGCCGAAGUAUCAGGGACAACCAACCAUAGUCUACUUUCACGUUACCGUACUAAGUCUGGACUCGAUAAACGAAGAAUCGAUGACGUAUGUUGCAGACAUAUUUUUAGCCCAGAGCUGGAGAGAUUCCCGUCUGAGAUUACCGGAAAACAUGUCGGAGGAAUACAGGAUAUUGGACGUCGAUUGGCUGCACAAUAUAUGGCGUCCGGAUUGCUUUUUUAAAAAUGCUAAAAAAGUCACAUUCCACGAAAUGUCCAUACCAAAUCAUUACUUGUGGUUGUACCACGACAAGACUCUUCUCUACAUGUCAAAACUGACACUGGUCCUCUCUUGCGCGAUGAAAUUCGAGUCCUAUCCGCACGACACGCAGUACUGUUCGAUGAUGAUCGAGAGUCUCUCCCAUACCACCCAGGAUCUGGUGUUCGUUUGGAACAUGACCGAUCCGUUGGUCGUCAAUCCGGAAAUCGAACUGCCGCAACUCGACAUAUCGAACAACUACACAACCGACUGUACGAUAGAGUACUCAACGGGGAAUUUUACUUGCAUACAAAUCGUUUUCAAUCUACGAAGAAGAUUGGGAUACCACCUGUUUCACACUUACAUUCCCUCCGCUCUGAUCGUGGUCAUGUCUUGGAUAGCGUUCUGGAUAAAACCGGAAGCCAUUCCGGCCCGCGUUACCCUUGGUGUUACUUCACUUCUGACUUUGGCCACGCAAAACACUCAAUCUCAACAAUCCUUACCUCCAGUUUCUUACGUCAAGGCCAUUGACGUCUGGAUGUCAUCGUGCAGCGUCUUCGUUUUUUUAUCACUGAUGGAAUUCGCGGUGGUAAAUAAUUACAUGGGUCCCAUUGCCACCAAAGCGAUGAAAGGUUACUCCGACGAGGAUCUUCGGCAAGCUAUCGACGAAUUCAAGACGCCGAUGCGAUCAGAGUCCGAAAGAAGCAGGAGUCCGGGUCGACCGCCAACGGUACAAUACGAGACUUGUUGCCAGGGUAGAGCGACGGCCAUCUACAUCGACAAAGUUUCGAGGUUCUUCUUCCCUUUUUCAUUCUUCAUAUUGAACGUCGUUUACUGGAGUACCUUCCUAUAGCCCAUUUUCGAAACGAAUCGUUAUAGUUACCAGCCGGAACAGUUGUAGCCAUCGUCAUUAGCCCUAAAUUAUAUACAUUUAUAUACAAAAGAGAAUAAAUAAAGAAAAAAAUUUAAUCGUCCACCCCGCAAGUGCGUAAGUCAAAAUUGAUUUUUAACAUUGCGUUUCUUUUCGAUGUCGUAUCUCCCCGAUUCAUAUCGAUUCGAAUCAAAAAAAGCCUCGUCAAGAACUCAAAGAAUCGAAUUUGAAGAAACAAAAAUUUUGUAAUAAUCGUUCGAGAAACGUUCCAAAGGAUCGAUACGGUUCCGACGAGUCGAAUCGGAUCUGUAUGAUUGAUCAUGGCCAAAGCGAAGAAAAGUAUGUCGAUCAAUUAAUUGUCAUAAGAUGGAUAUCGUCGGAUUCGUUGAGAAUUUUCUCUUCAAGAAUGGAAAAUUCGAAAAAUUAAAUACAUAGGAAAAAAGCUGUUCAAGCUGAAACGAUACUUUACGCUCCGGACAAUAAUGUCAUUGUCAUCGUCAGUAUUCGUGCAGUAGCUAAAAACCAUGAAUAAAAUAAACGCAUUACACAUGUACAUGUAUUUCAUAAUGUACGCAAUACAAAAUGAAUAAAACAUUAGUUUGUUU